AUGGACCCGGCGUCCAUCGGGCUCCCGCCACCCCCUAAAUCUCUACGCUCAUUGCUCAACUUCAAUAGUCAUCAGUUGAGAGAAAUGGGAAGAGCUCAUGUGAUGCGGAUUCGGAUACAGCAGGACGUUGACAGGAGACAAAGACCGCAGUCUCCACCGCUAGGCUGGAACGGAAACGGCGACUCACCGAACGGGGGCGGUAGGCGACCGUCCGGCCACCGAUCUGUCUACGAAAAUCAAGAUCCCAUUCUGCGGCUCGAAGCCAAAAUGGCUCUUCUUCGCAGAGAGAUGGUGGCUCUACGUCAGACUGACAUGUCACUCCUGUGUCAGCUGUGGUCGGUCAACGAGAUGGUGCAGGACAUGAAACAGAACGGUGAAUUGGAGGAGCUUUUCGACGAGGACGCCAUGGAAACUCCCGAAGCUCAACAGGCCUAUCUCGAAUACCGCGCUCAACUCCAAGAGUACAAUCAGCUGCUCGAAGCCCAUCAAGCGUCUUUCAGAGAAGCCGGAACCCUCAGCGAGAGCAGCUCUUCAUCCGGAGCCGAGAGUGCGCUCGGUACCCCGGACAAAUGAGUCUGAACGAGCCUCCUACGCCAACUUUCAACUGCGGCGCGGAACGUCGACGUCGCCUUCGAUGUCAGCGCCUCGCACCUCCCUCGCCUGAGUGUAGCACACGCUCAAGAAAAACACAAACCUCAACUCAUGUAGAUCUCGCUGCUCCACGGAAGCAUGCAUGGCCUGCCGGUCCCGCGGACCGUCAUGUCCAGAGAGUCCUGAACCAAAGCGAAUAGUUCCUUUUUUGCGAUCUAGCAUCGCUUGCUAGCCAAAGCUUUUACGUAGCGGCUUGUUCCUCUUGCGUCGAUUUUUAUGACAUCCCGCGUACGAA
Messenger RNA from Galendromus occidentalis (western predatory mite), 886 nucleotides. RefSeq names its product leucine repeat adapter protein 25-like. The record is from RefSeq and is a predicted model, not a curated record. The transcript has a single exon. The coding region runs from base 1 to 573 and encodes 190 amino acids. Lineage: Eukaryota; Metazoa; Arthropoda; Arachnida; Mesostigmata; Phytoseiidae.